Molecule: messenger RNA, 1507 nt
Organism: Coregonus clupeaformis (lake whitefish)
Lineage: Eukaryota; Metazoa; Chordata; Actinopteri; Salmoniformes; Salmonidae
Product: leucine-rich repeat-containing protein 19-like
Exons: 4
Coding region: 396-1421 (341 amino acids)
Molecular function (GO): protein binding
Source: RefSeq, a predicted model, not a curated record
GUAGGAGGAAGAGGCGAGCGCACCUAUGUAGUUACAAAGUGUAGUUACAAAGUUACUCAUUAACUUGUCCUUCACAACAUGAUUUUUACUGCAUGGCAAUAUUGACUGAAGCCAGGUCUGGUGUAGUACCAUUGGGUAAAAGCUAGUGAAAGUAGGAGGAAGAGGCGAGCGCACCUAUGUAGUUACAAAGUUACUCAUUAACUUGUCCUUCACAACAUGAUUGAGGCGAACGCACCCCUUCCAACCUUUGCACAACAUACCUCCAUUUCAUAGCAAAGGCGAAAACAAACGUUCAGUGACAAUGCUGCUUCAAUGUGAGCUAUAAGGAAGAGGGUCAUAUCGGGACCUGGGUUUCAGGUACAUACAGACCAGGCUGACCAGGAAGUGGUGGAACCAUGGGGUCCUGGGGCCCCGGUCUGUGUGUGGUUUUGUGUUUCUGGGGAACAGUUAGUGGGAACACACUUGACGGUCACACUGUUGGCCCGUGUACUGUCAAUACUGGCACGGCAUCAUUUAACUGCAGUUGGAGGAAACUGUCCCAUAUUCCAACAGAGAUAUGGAACAAUGCAACUGCACUGGACCUCUCUCAGAACCACCUGAACCUUACUAACCCUCAACACCUCAGACAACUACAGAGGUUGGAUCAGCUUGUUAACCUAAAUCUCUCAGGAAACUACCUCCCUCUGCUGGAGAAAGGCCACCUGUGCAACCUGCCCUUCCUGCAGAUACUAGACCUCAGUGGUUGCCGACUGACCUCCAUAGAGGCUGGAGCUCUGCAGGUCUUACCCAGGUUAGGGAAGCUGUUUCUGGGGCACAACAGACUGCAAGGCCCCCUGUCUGUUUCUGCUCAAACUAUAUCCUUCCUGGAUCUCCAUGGGAACCAAGAGCUUGACCAUGAGUCUGAUGAUUCGUUGACAGGAAUCAGAAGACCAUUCCAUAGGAAACUGUUAACAGUGGACCCUGAACAUCCCAGCCCAACUCCAAAUAACACAAUGACUACAACUAAUGGCGGUGAGGACGGUGGUCAGAGCCGUUUCUCCAAAAGCUGGCAGUACCUGGUAGCAGUCCUGGUGACGGCCAUCUCCCUCUCCCUCCUCAUCGUUGGCCUGGCCAAAUGCCAGCUGGUCCGCCGCUACCUGGCUAGCUACCGCCACACCCGGCUGAUCGAGGGGGACACAGCCAGACAGUGUGACCCCAACAGCCUGGAGGUAGGCUUCUCCAUGCAUGAGCAUGGGGGACAGGGACGGAGCCCCCACCCUGCUGCUGUCCCCCAGGGAGAGAUGGACAUGGAGGAUGAGGAGGAGGAGGAUGAUGAUGGCUUCAUAGAGGAUAACUACAUACAAGCCAGUGAGAGGGAGAGGGCUAAGAGGGCACUGGAACUGCAGGAAGAGGAGGAUGACCUGGUAUUUUCCAUUGGCUAGGAGAGGUGGAAUGGGAGGGGAGAGAAAGAGAGAUUAGAGACACAGACAGACAGACAGACAUACAGAGAGAGAGAGAGAGAGAGAGA